Molecule: messenger RNA, 1515 nt
Organism: Daucus carota subsp. sativus
Lineage: Eukaryota; Viridiplantae; Streptophyta; Magnoliopsida; Apiales; Apiaceae
Exons: 3
Coding region: 181-1221 (346 amino acids)
Biological process (GO): protein folding
Cellular component (GO): chloroplast
Molecular function (GO): protein homodimerization activity; protein-folding chaperone binding; adenyl-nucleotide exchange factor activity
Source: RefSeq, a predicted model, not a curated record
ACGGCCAUUUUGAUUUUUGGCUCAGUAAAAUUAGCGCAGACUCGCGCCAUGCGGUGGAACUGACCGCACCAGAUCCACCCACCCCUUCCAUCAUUCAUUACACUAGUUGAAUCAUCAUUUUAUUAUCCUCUCCUCUGUUUACUCACAAACAAUUACAUACACCCCCAUCUGUAUCUAUCCAUGGCGGCAACAACACUGCUCAGAGCAGCCGCUCUCGCUGCUCCCCACCCUCCGAUAAAACCCACCAAUAGAAACUCUUUUGCGUGCCUCUCUUUAACGCCCAAAAGACAAAUACACCCAAAAUCUCAUUGCAGCAGCUUAAAGUUCACACCUUUACAGUUUUCUCAUAGGGUAUUGAAACGCCACCGUUUUGGUCUUGGUUCAGUGUGUUUUGCUUCUUCUGGUGAAACUACUGGGACACAAGAAGUGGAGGAGGAGGUUCAAGAGGCUCAGCUCGAGGACAACUCAGAAAGUACCGAUGUGGAAGAUGGCGAAACUGCAACUGAGGAUGAAACUACUGAUGCAGAAGAACCAGCUUCAGCCAUUUUAGCUUCACUCCAGUCUUACAAAGAGGCGGUAGCAAACAAUGAUGAGCCUAAAAUUGCAGAAAUAGAAGCUCUUUUACAAUCCAUUGAAGAUGAAAAAGUUGCUCUGGAAAGCAAAGUGGCUACUUUGUCCGCGGAAUUGUCAUAUGAGAAAGACCGAGUUCUUCGGAUUAGUGCAGAUUUUGAAAAUUUCCGGAAAAGAACAGAAAGAGAACGACUCUCGCUUGUAACAAAUGCAAAAGGGGAAGUUGUGGAAAGUCUUUUACCUGUUCUAGACAAUUUUGAUAGAGCUAAUACUCAGAUCAAGGUAGAGACAGAGGGAGAGGGUAAAAUUAACAACAGCUACCAGAGCAUAUCCAAGCAAUUUUCGGAGGUUCUAGGGUCCCUUGGUGUUGUGCCUGUUGAAACUACUGGAAACCCUUUCGAUCCCAUGCUGCAUGAGGCCAUUAUGCGUGAAGAUUCUGACGAAUUUGAAGAAGGCAUUAUACUUCAGGAAUUUCGCAAAGGGUUCUUACUCGGUGACCGACUCUUACGGCCAUCAAUGGUUAAGGUAUCUGCCGGUCCAGGGCCUGCAAAAUCUGAAUCAGUGCAACAGUCGGAGGAGUCGGAGGAAUCAGAGGAUGUUAUUGAACCAAAAGAAGAAGACAGCUCAGAACCAACAAGCACUGAGGAUUAGUAGCAAUCACAACUGCAUUUUUGUACAAGUAGAUGUUGUCAUACUCGAUUAUUAUCUUGCUUGGAAUUAAAAUUUCUGCGAUGAGCCAACAGAUCAUCUCAGAGGGAAUAGAAGUUAUAGUGUUUGAAUUGAAAAGCAUAUUACAAGCUAGUUGGUACUUGGAAGUUAUCUAGGUAAUGAUAGCUUUUCUGACAUUCUUCGUUGUGAUGCGAACUGGGAAAAUUUCUGUUGCAGUGUCUGGUUAUCUGACCACAACACUAUUUUAUAUACACAAACAUGUUGAUGUUCUUGUCA